Monomorium pharaonis (pharaoh ant) is the source of this 899-nucleotide messenger RNA. RefSeq names its product phosphatidylglycerophosphatase and protein-tyrosine phosphatase 1 (gene PTPMT1). Gene Ontology annotation, biological process: protein dephosphorylation. NCBI's taxonomy places the organism in Eukaryota, Metazoa, Arthropoda, Insecta, Hymenoptera, Formicidae. Bases 144 to 731 code for a protein of 195 amino acids. The transcript has 5 exons. Gene Ontology annotation, molecular function: protein tyrosine/serine/threonine phosphatase activity; phosphatidylinositol-4,5-bisphosphate 5-phosphatase activity; phosphatidylglycerophosphatase activity. The record is from RefSeq and is a predicted model, not a curated record.
UUCUUUUUCAUCUUUAAUUUUUUGUGUUAUCUAUGAAAUUUACACGAAAAUGAUACAUGUUACACUGUAUGACACAACGUAAUCGGAAAAUUAAAUAAGAUUGACUCACUUGACUCUAAAAACCAGAUUUACCGUUAUCGAAAAUGUUCGCGAGAGUAACGUUCUAUCCAACUUUGUUUUAUAACGUCGUUAUGGAAAAGAUUACAUCUCGGAAUUGGUAUGAUAGAAUAGAUGAGACCGUUAUAUUGGGCGCCUUACCGUUUCGGCGGACAGCUAAGCAAUUAAUUGAUGAUGAAAAUAUCAAGGCUGUCGUGUCAAUGAAUGAGGACUAUGAAUUGUCUUUAUUGUCCAACACGGAGAAGGAAUGGCACAGACACAAUGUAGAAUUUUUGCAGUUGUCUACAACAGACAUCUUUCAAGCACCUUCUCAAGAAAAACUGCAAGACGGUGUAAACUUUAUCAAUAAAUUCCGCAAUAUAUCAAGUAGGAAAUUAGGCGAUUCAAGUAUUAUUGAUGGUCAUGAACAACUUGGCACGGUUUAUGUUCAUUGUAAAGCAGGAAGAACAAGAAGUGCAACAUUGGUCGCAUGCUAUUUAAUAACAAAAAACAAUUGGACACCUGAAGAGGCAGUAGAUUACAUGCGAACGAAAAGACCACACAUAUUGCUCCAUACGCCACAAUGGUCCGCGCUAAACCUGUUUUACGCGAGACAUGUUCAAUCUAUGUCCUAGUUAAAAUUUUUAUAUAUUUUGUUGAUAUUUAUAUGAAUUUAUAUUAUCUAUAAGAUAUAUAAACAGAUUUAAAAAGCGAAUUUAUUUAGAUACUGCACUAAAUUUUACACAUAUGUCAAUCCGAAAAGAAGGAGAAUGAACAGAAGAAAUACAAUACAAAAUAAAUUA